Molecule: messenger RNA, 539 nt
Organism: Mus pahari (shrew mouse)
Lineage: Eukaryota; Metazoa; Chordata; Mammalia; Rodentia; Muridae
Gene: Smim11
Product: small integral membrane protein 11A
Exons: 4
Coding region: 193-360 (55 amino acids)
Source: RefSeq, a predicted model, not a curated record
GAGCGGUGCCUUUCGGGACUUGUAGUUUUCACGACGGGAUUGUGGGAAUCGUGGUUUGUGAGCAGCAAGCGAGGAGGCCCCGCCGCCUUGAGUUAUCAGAGCUUCCAGCUCCUUGGGCCCAACCUUCCAGCUGCCUCUCAUGCCUGUGUGUAACGGUUACAUCAAUCAGAAGUGAAUGACAGCUGGCCCACCAUGAACUGGAAGGUUCUUGAACACGUGCCCCUGCUGCUGUAUAUCCUGGCAGCAAAAACCCUGAUCCUGUGCCUGGCCUUUGCGGGCGUGAAAAUGUACCAAAGGAGAAGCCUGGAAGGAAAACUGCAAGCCGAGAAGAGGAAGCAGUCGGAGAAGAAAGCGAGCUGAAGAGACCUUAGAGAUUUUCCUAUUUAAAUGUCAGCUUGGGUAGAGUCCAGCAGAGAAGACAGAACAAAGACUUCACAGACAGGACCCACUCUGGCCUAGACCUUGAACUUAAAUGAUGGACAGUGUGGAUUUUUAUACGUUUUUAGAAGAACCAGUAUUUUGUUUACUGAAAUAAAAUA